This is a messenger RNA of Scomber scombrus (Atlantic mackerel), 4263 nucleotides long. It is a transcript of the gene fitm2, whose product is annotated as fat storage inducing transmembrane protein 2. The record is from RefSeq and is a predicted model, not a curated record. The coding region runs from base 1 to 780 and encodes 259 amino acids. NCBI's taxonomy places the organism in Eukaryota, Metazoa, Chordata, Actinopteri, Scombriformes, Scombridae. The transcript is spliced from 2 exons. Gene Ontology annotation, cellular component: endoplasmic reticulum membrane. Gene Ontology annotation, biological process: lipid storage; lipid droplet organization; phospholipid biosynthetic process.
AUGGCAGGAGUAGAUGUCAUUGUGGACAAGCUGGUGACACUUUGGAGGAUACCAGCCGUCAGACAAAACUUUCCCUGGAUAUUUUUACUCAUUUCAGUCUCUGGAUCAGUCCUGAAACAACUGCAAGUCAUCCCGCCGUCAUAUUUCAGCAGCAGCAGAAAUGCGUUGAACGUGUACUUUGUCAAGUUGUCCUGGGGUUGGACCUUGCUGCUGCUGACACCCUUCCUCCUCCUCUCCAACUCCUCCUUCAACAGGAGCGUGUCCUUCCUCGGCCGGCGGCUGCUGUCUCUGGUGGUGGCCACCGCUGUCUGGUACGUCUGCACCGAGACCUUCUUCUACAUCGAGGAUGUAACCGGCUCCUGUUUUACACUUGACACUUCGGAGGCCGUCGAGGGCAUCGCUACCAAAGCCACCUGCAGGAGAGCCGGCCACUACUGGAACGGCUACGACAUCUCGGGGCACUCCUUCAUCCUGGCCUACUCCGCUCUCUUCAUCAUGGAGGAGACGGCACCGAUGGCCUCCCUAAAGACGGCCAGUCUGUCUUCUCUGCCGAGGAUGGUGCUCAACAUUCUGUACGUGGCUCUGAAUCUCAUAGUGAUUAUUUGGGUGUGGAUGUUUGCCUGCACCUCUGUUUACUUCCAUGACAUGUCUCACAAGCUGCUCGGGACCAUAUGUGCCAUCUCGGGAUGGUAUCUGACAUAUCGGGUUUGGUAUCCAAGCCCUUUGUCUCCUGGACUCCCCCCUCUCCGCCAACCAAAAGAACAGAAACAACACGCUUAGACUGCGGUCAUACUUUCCAACACACGACAUUUGCCGCCAACGUUGCAGCCGUCCGUCCGUCCUCAAAAAACAACACACUACACUUAUGUUGCUUAUGUGUCUCCGGAUCCAAGCUGAGGCCACGCUAUUUUUAAGUUAUUCCCUCCUUGCAGGAAAGGUCAAAUUGUUCAGGAUAAGUGGCUCGCACUUCCUCCGCGCUGUGUUUGUCAGCUGCCAUUCCCAAAAUGACUCGUGGUAAUCUGAGAUAAAAGCAAAACGCUGCUCUGCUGUCCGGCUUUGCGGCCCUCUCUCAUGCUACACCAAUUGUUUGUCUGACAGUUUGUUGCCUUAAUAAUAUUUGAUUUGGAUGAGUAAUCACAGUUUUUAGAUGUGAGUGGGAAUACUUGAGAAUGUUUACAGCUCCUGUCGUGUAGCACUGAUGAUGAUGAUGAUGAUGAUGAUGACCAAUGUACAGCAGCUAUACUCUUGUUUUUUAAAGAGAAAACUACCUUUAGAACAAAGUCAGAACUGACACUGUAACUGCAGCAGACCUACGUUUCACCCUGUAUGUAGGAUUUUAAUAAGCUGUCUAUUUAUAAUCACAUGUGGUUUGGUGACUGUACAGCAACAUAGUUAGUUUUAAAAUUUGAUUAAGAAUAGUAAAUAUAUAUCAUUUUUAAUCUCUCGUCAUAAAUGCGCUCCGGUAGUAGGAGAGCCCUGCGAAUGGAUAUUAGUAUUAUUAUUGUUGUUGUUAAUAGUGCCUAAUAAGACAAACCUGGAAAUAGUCAACAUUCACCCUGUGAAAAGACCAGAACUGAUCUGACCCUUUUUAAGGCUGCUUUCAGAUGCAUGGGAUCAUCCACAAUAACAACACAGCAGCAUCUGACACCCAAACAUAUUCAACAAGCAACACAUUCCUACUUUUUGUAACAUUUUUGGCAUCUGAUAAGUCUUUAAAUUCAAAGAUCUGUUACUUACACAGGACUUUAUUGGUCAUAUUCCAUUAUCACACUGGUAUUUCUUCCCCAAACCAACUUUUUGGUCUAAAUGGCAACCUAAAAAGUAUUGCUAAAGCCUUAAUAUAUAUAGAGUAGCCUAUUCCUCUGUGACAUAGAGCUACACUGUUGUCCAAAAAUGAAUAAAAACACAUAAAUUAUUAACAUGGGCACUGUGGUUUGCUUUGAGUCAAUCCUACAAACAUCGUCUUGCUGCUGCCAUAUAAAUAAGGAGAUUAGGUUAUUUUCAUUAUCAGUUAAUCAAAAUCAUGCAUGUCAGAAAAUUGUGAAAAACAGCAAUCAAUAUUUCACAAAGCAGAAUAUUCAACCUAAAAUGUCUCAUUUUAUUAGUCCACAAAAAGGAUCAGAACAUAGCCACAUUUAAGAGGCUGGAAACAGAGAGUUUGAGCAUUUUCUAAUUAAAAAUGUGACUCAAAAUGAUGAAUUAAUGAUCAAAAUAGUUCAAUCAAUUAAUCGACUUAUCGUUGCAAUUCUACACCGGAUUCCCAAAUGUGUGAUAAUCUGCAGCUGAAAACAGUCCCAAACAAACAAACUACAGUGCCCAGCUGUUGAGGGAAAUACUUACAUAAUACUUCUUUUAAAAUAUAAAACUGUAUAUUUAUGACCUAUCUUCAGUAGGAUUGAACGGGAGGUCGGAGGAGGUCAAAGUAUUGAGAGACAGAUUAAAACAUUAUUGGUUUUGGUCUUCUCAUGGGGUUUGUUGACUAAAACAAAUAUCAUCAGUAUCAGUAUCACUCUCUUUUUAAAGGGGAAACUUACAUAAAUCAUAGGAGCAUGUUUAGAAAAUAUGAAUAAUAAUGUCUCUGGAAAUAUAAGCAUUUUUCUUGCAAUGAUGUGUGCAUUUUCACGACAUGUUAAAUAUACGAACGACAAGCUCUGUGGUGAAAGGUGCCAAAUUAAAAACCAGAAUCAGUAUAUUCCAUUUUUCAUAAUUUAUUUUGUCAUUGAUGGCAACUGAAUAAAUUAAGGCUUAUGAACAAACAUCAUAAAAAGCACCAUAAAUAAAUCCAUAUAUAUAAAUAUAAAAAAUAAAAAGUAAAAAAUAAAAAAAUACUAUAGUGAAAUAUAAUGGCCACAAAUCACAACAAGGAUUUUUUUUUUCUCGACUUGAACUCUUUGUGUGUGAUCCAAGAGGUACAGAUCCAGCCCCUCAGGCAGCAUGACUUCAGUCCGAAGAAGAAGAAGAAGAAGAAGAAGCAGUGGAGUCGUAACAAGUGGACUAGCAGUAAUCAGAAAGCACGAAGAGUUCACAAUGAUUAGCUGGUUAUAACCUUUCUUGACAUUUACCCCUCCCCUCCUCCUCCUCCCUCUCUCUCUCUCUCCGAGUGUCCUCUGCUGUUUGUCAAUGAACAAAAGAAGUGAAUGUUUCAGUGUCUAAAAGUCAACACAAAUAAUAAAUGCUGACACAAUUAAGCUAAAAUGUAUGAUUAAAUCGCAUCAGGAAAUAGCACUUAUACAACUUUUCUUAAUAACCUCCAGACUUGAAAGAGAAAUUAAUAUAUAUAUAUUUAUCUAUAUUUUUAAAUCUCCACUUUUGUGCCAUUUAUAUGACUGCUGCUCAUGCAAGAACAGUUUUGAAACUAAAAGCCCCUCUCCCCGUUUCAUUUAAUGCAUAUCUCAAAUAUCUUCUUCUCUCCAGAUGUGAAGGUUUGAUUUCAAACAGCUAAAAUCUGUAAUGGCUAUAACCGCACACUCUCUCUCUCUCUCUCCAUAUCAGACGUAGAAACUGGACACAACGAACAUCUUUACAGCCUUCUACACUUCUGAGGAGUUAUAUUAAAUCUCAGUGGACAAUCAGAUUUAAUGAUCAGAUAAAUAUGGACACAGCAAAGGAGACGCUGCUGUUUUAAAGGAGCAUUGAUCGUCUUUGGUUCAAUAUUUUUUUCCGCUGCAGCGAGCGUCCUGUCUGUAACUGAAAAAACUCACAUAAAUCUGGAUUUGUUAACCAAUGCUUGUACAGUUACCCCCCAUCUGCUCACUGGCUAGAAAAGGGAGCAACUGUAGCUGUAAGAAUGUGUCAAUCUAACCAGCCAUUAAACUUAAAGAAGCUUACAACUCCUCCGGCCGGUCCGUCACAUGAAUAAUGAAUUAAACCUAAAGAGCGCACGGUUUCGGGAGCAGACUUCUAACAUGUUAAACCCUCGAGGUCCGCCUAAGAAAAGCACAAAGUCUCCCAUUAAAGGGUGAACAAAGUGUGGAGAGAGAAACACACAGAACUUAACAGCUGGUAAAGGCUUUUUUUCCUUUUCUUUUUUUUUCUCCCCUCGUCAUACUCCUUUAACCUUCAGAUGAGUCAGCUUUUCCUGCACCCCCCCCCCCCCCCCCCCUCCCCUCCCUCUACUUCCCUUUAUUCAACCUUUUUUGGAGCUUGUUAAAAAAAGUCAGCACGGUGAAACAAAAAAAAUCAGAUGAAUGUAUAAUUAAAAAAUAUCUAUCUGUAAAAACAAUCUUGCAUCUGUCAGGUGGAGUUGGUGACAAAUAAAGAAAG